AAGAAAAUCCACGAAUAUGAAUAUGAAUGAAUUAACCGGCAUUUUUUUUUAUAUUCAAAAAUGUCCUUGCAUGUGUAAGAUUGGACGAUUUAAUCAAUAGCGUUUGUUUUUCACGUGGAAGUGGAUUAUUUGCAGUUUCAUCUGCAGGUGUCUUCGUAUGACAAGAAACGUCUCGCUGACACUAUACAACCGACAGUUAUUUGUAAGGUUAUUUGAACAUUAGGUGGAUAUUUUGUCUACACAAAUACAGCGAGGUCUGAGACAAAUUAAACCUCAGAUAAGACAGAGCGCUUGGUAAAAUAGGUUAUACAUUGUUAGCAAUUUAAUAUUAUAAUUCCAUGCAGUAGAAUGGCACUUUCUAGGGGUUUGCCACAAAGCAAGGAAGCUCUGUUGAAGUCGUACACAACAAGACUAAAGGAUGAUGUCAAGUCUAUGCUAGAGAAUUUUGAAGAAAUAGUAAAGCUGGCCAAAGGUGAAAAUGAUACUCAGUUGUCAAAGAUGACCCAGAGUGAACAAGAUACUUAUGAAAUGCAUGUCCGAGCAGCAAAUAUUGUGCGGGCUGGCGAAUCCUUAAUGAAACUUGUGUCAGACAUCAAGCAGUAUCUCAUUCUUAAUGAUUUCCCUUCUGUGAAUGAAGCCAUCACUCAGAACUCCAAGCUAUUUAGAACAAAACAAGCUGAAUGUGAUCAAAAAUUAAAAAGUCUUAGAGAUGAUAUGGCUGCUGACUUGUAUGAUCUGGAAGAAGAAUAUUAUACAUCAAUUUACAAAUAAAAUAUUGUGCAUGUUUUAAAGUUUUGUAAAUAUACUAGUCAUGUGGUAAUGGUGUAUCCUGAUCAUGCUGUUACAUAUUUUGUGAUGUUUUGUGCUGAACCAUAGGUUUACAAGCAGGAAUGUAAAGUAAAGGUAUAUGUGAUUAAUAAUAAUAAACAGAAGCAGGCUUCCAUAAACAAAAUAUUUGUUGUUAUAUAGGGAUCAAUUAAUUUUGCAUUACUGCAAGAUUGGAACAAGUUGGUUAUGUUUCUACCGUGCUGCCAGGCUUAAAAUAUAUGAGAAUUCAUAAACAUCCAAGGAAAAAGAGACUCAUUCAGUCUAUACAACUACUCUCUAGCUACUGUAAUCCAGCAUGAAUCUGAAAUAAAAGUUACUUAAAACAGAA
Molecule: messenger RNA, 1156 nt
Organism: Cryptotermes secundus
Lineage: Eukaryota; Metazoa; Arthropoda; Insecta; Blattodea; Kalotermitidae
Gene: MED22
Product: mediator of RNA polymerase II transcription subunit 22
Exons: 3
Coding region: 349-771 (140 amino acids)
Biological process (GO): regulation of transcription by RNA polymerase II
Cellular component (GO): mediator complex
Molecular function (GO): transcription coregulator activity
Source: RefSeq, a predicted model, not a curated record